Aedes albopictus (Asian tiger mosquito) is the source of this 22802-nucleotide messenger RNA. RefSeq names its product upstream stimulatory factor 1. Lineage: Eukaryota; Metazoa; Arthropoda; Insecta; Diptera; Culicidae. Gene Ontology annotation, molecular function: DNA-binding transcription factor activity, RNA polymerase II-specific; RNA polymerase II cis-regulatory region sequence-specific DNA binding; protein dimerization activity. The transcript has 6 exons. Bases 771 to 1526 code for a protein of 251 amino acids. Gene Ontology annotation, biological process: regulation of transcription by RNA polymerase II. The record is from RefSeq and is a predicted model, not a curated record.
UCAAGCCAGUCGAUGUUUAGUCAGUCGUAAGAGAACCGUCGCGCUGCGCACAUCGAACGGCACCUGGUCUCCUCAGCAACUGAUUAGAUAUCAAUUCUCUUCUAUUAUAUUUCGUUAGUUCCUAAUCGUCGUUAGCUGUUUAGGAUCGCAGUUCGUUUGACCCAAAGGGUUCCCGGAGAUUCAUGAAGGGUGCUCGUAGUUGAGUUCGAAGUUUUCGCGAGUGGUUUUUCGGUGUUCUCGUUAGUAACGGCCAGCUGUUUUAAGUGAAACGUUCAGCUCAGACGUCGUCAGAUCAGCGGCAAUAACUUCUGGCAACACCGGAUUUAUGGCAUACUACGUUCGCGAUUCGGUUGUUGUACCGUCAUUCUGGCCUUGUUUGUUUUGAACCAUCGCUGUCCUCCCAGACAUCCUCAUCAAGUUAGCCUGCACACUGCAUGAAUGUGUAAUGCUUGGCUAAAGGCAUCGAGACGGAUCGACCAUUAAGGGAGAGAGCGAGUGCGCGCGUGUGUGAGAAAGUAGCGAGCAUAGGCAUUAUUGGAGUAAAUCGGAGCGGAUUUUGACACUGGCAGAGGAGAACGCCAUACGCACCGAAAGGAAUAACGCAAGGAUAUUUUGUACCCCAAAGGAAAGCAGAAAAAGAGCAUAGAAGAGUUUCGCUGUGCAGAAACGGAGCUCAAGUGUUAUUUAGUGUUUAUAUAGGUUUAAUUCGAUUAAUCCUAGUGAGACAAUAGUUUUCGUUGGAUCCGGGAGUAGUUCCAACGAUAUUCAAGAUGAAUAAGCUAGACUACGAUGUUGAUUGCUUAGAAAUAAGUGACGACCUGAUAAGCAUGGCCGAGGACAAUACACUAGGUGACUUCUCACAUAUCGACGACGAGCUGCAGUUUGUGAAAAAUGACGGAAUGCUAGCACUAAGAUUAAUUCAAGUGGCAGAUAGUUUAGACUCACCCAACUUUAUCACCGGAUCACCAGCAAAUUCCUACCCAACGCUAACCAACUCCAGCAGCGAUCCUAAUCAAUGCUCAUUCUUUGUGAUCAAGAAAAAUAACGACAACGUGAAACAGAGCAGGCCUGCCGUGAAUAUCAGCCGGACGGGUCCGAGACCGAUCGACUGCCCCACUGACUCGAACCUGAACCGAAAGCAACAACGAGAUGACAGGCGGCGGGCGAACCACAACGAAAUCGAGCGAAGGCGGCGGGACAAGAUCAAUAACUGGAUCCACGAGCUGAACAAGAUCAUCCCCGCGGAGCACAUGAACAGCCCCUCGUCGGACCCGCAGCAGAACAAACAGAACGGUGGCCAGGGCGACAACCUCUCGAAGGGUGGCAUCCUGGCGAAAGCCUGCGAAUACAUCACCCGGCUGAAGGACACCAGCGACAAACUAACCGAGUGCCUUGCCGAAAAAGAUCAGAUCCUGCUGGAGAACCUGCAGCUCAAGGAAAGCAUCAACCAGCUGCUGGCGGAGAACAAGCGACUACAGUCCGAGCUGCAGUUUGCCCUGGCCACCAACGUGAAAAUAGAGUCGUAGCCAUCGUCGAAAAGUCAUUAUCAUGUUAUCAUAGUCUAAGCGAAAAACCUCUAGGUAUUUAAAGCCCGUUGAACGAGCGCGAACGAGAGACACGAGAGUGCAAGAGCGAGAAAGAGAGAACAUAUUACCCAUAUACAUAUGUACAUAUGUGGGUGUGCGAGUGUCGUGGUGUGUUACAGGAGGUCCUAACGCUGUGCGAUCAGACUCCCGAAAUCCGCACACACUCUCAAGAAAACGCACACAUACACACACAUGUGAGAGAGAGCGAGUUGAAUCGGAGAGAAUCAGUAAUUGUAAGUAUUCGUCAUAAUUAAUUAAUCAAUCGAUUUACCAUAUUAUAUAGUGUUAUUUGUUAUAUUACUAUUAUUGCAUUGAAGAAAACAAAUCAAAAAUAACGAAAAUAGACAAAAAACUGAGAGAAACGAGACAAAGUGAGAAACACAAACACAAGAACGGAACUAAUCGAAAUAGAGCGAAACUAUUCAAGAAACGAAACAAAAAAGCCACUCACACAUUAUUGAACCCGUAUAAUUCAGAGAAACUAGCAAACGUAAACCUACCCACAGAACAUCAAUAAUCUAAUCGUCGUUGUUCGUCAUCGUCAAUAUACCACCAACCAACCAACCACCAAUCAACCAAACCAACCAGCCACGAUUAUUAAUGAUUCAGCUUUGCAUAUUAGAGGCACGCCUUCCCUCGUUUGGUUCCGCCACCCGCAAACUGCGGCUCUUGUGUUCGAUGGUUUCCCAACUGAGCCGCGCGCGUUGUUGACUUUGUUUCGUCGCGAAAAAUUCCUGCCUAAGUUUAAUAUAGGUUCUUUCUUCUGCACAUCGGCGCGUCUUAUUUUUGCAUAUGCAUUAGUGCACCCAACUAACAAUAGAUCGAGAUGUGUCAAUAUUUGUUUCGUUCGAGCGCACCGUACUACCGCAUAUCGAUUCUGCCUUGGGGGUUGAUUCAUUCAUACUCCGGGUGACGGUCAAGUUUUGUGGACACUUCGUUGGGGGUAUCGGUCAACGUCAGGAUCGUAUUUUUGGGGAGUAGAGGGGAAAGUGGUCUGAUUUUUGGAGGGGGAUCGGAGAGUUUGCUUAAGUUGUGGAGUAGUUUUCAAGGUUGUUGCAAUUAGCUGAUUUUCUUGUUACUACAUUAAAAGACAUCGGAGCAGACUGUGCGCGCGAGCGGCUGCGUUUUUAUAACUGUCACGCAUUUUCUUCGCACCACGUUGUUUUAAAUAUUACCGGCCGAAUUGGCAAACGGCUGGUGGUGCUAUGCCCUUGGCUAUGCCUUCCUCAAAUUUAUCUCGGAAAGUGCUUGCAAGUUGAUCUUCGGUGUUCAACAUAUUUCUCUUUGCUGACGAUUUAGCGGAUCACGUAGUGUUGAGUAUGAUAAUUAGCGAUUACUGUGACAGUGUGUCUUUUUGGUGGACUUGUGUUCUUAUUGGAUGUCCGGGAGAUGCAAAUGGAGUCAACAACCUCGUCUCCACAGUACUGGAAUCCGUAUAAUUUGGUGAGUUUGUUCUUGUGUAUAAUGUUGGUGCCUAAACGCUGAACAAACGUAUCCUUUGAUCUCAACCCUUCCACUAACAACACCCAUAUUCCCGUGAUAUCAAGGCCUUAGAGGAUGUAGAGGUCUCUGCAUACUUUUCUUAGGUAUCCAAUUAAUCUUUUCCAUCACUGAAUUGUCGCAAGGACGUGGCCGAACAGCAAUCGAUCGUUGGAGGAUUGCGUCAAUCUUGUCAUGACAAAUCGGAAACAAUGAAGCACAAGUUGCUCGUUAAAUUUCAAACUGUGUAGUUUUGAAACUGAACAGUUAAGGCUCCUCUUAACAAACACGAUUUUUGUCGGCUGUUUUCCUGAGGAGUAAACAUUGAAGCUUCCUCUCAAGAUCACACAUGGAUAACACCAAGAAUUGCAUUGUGAUCAGGGAUGGGAAAUGUCAUAAAAAUGUCAUUUUGUUAUUUGCUAAUUUCUCAAUCGGAAAUGUUAAAAUGCGACAUCAUCGAUUAUCCAUAUCUUAUCAGCGUUACGGACUGGUGAUGCGUACGACCAGAAAUUUACACUGAAAGUGGUGUAAAUAGAUAAAUGUCAUGACAUUUUUUUCAUGAAAUUCCGCGAUAUUUUCCAUCCCUGGUUUUGAUUUUAUCAGUUGAUCAAUCACUCCAUGAUCACUCUUGAAUUUACAUAAGUGACCCGAUUUUGUCAGCCCCUUUUAAUAACACAUUUUUUGCUCUCUUUAAAAACUUAAACAGUUUUUCAAACUUUUUAUCCCUCUAUGUUCUGCUUCUCAGAUGUAGUUUGAUGACAAAUAUUAAUGAAUUCGAUUUUUUUUCGAAUUAGUGUAAUCAGUGCACAAUGGGUCCAGAGCCGUGUUUACGAAGACAAAAAUGUUUGUGCCUAAACCAUAAGUUUUAGAUACAUGAUGUCUUUGGGAAACUUUCUCCUUAUUUUUUGACCUUUUUUCUCAUUAUUGUGAAAUUAGGGUGGUCCCUCUAGUUUCGCUGAUCCAAACAUCUGCUUUUUAAUAGUUUUAUGUACGUUCACAAAAUGUUCUACAAAGUUGUAAAAGAACUUAUUUGGACCAAGUUUGCCGAAGAAACCAUUAUUCUAUCUUUUAUGGUUCCUAACUUAUAAUUUUUUAAAAGAUUCAUGUUAGGGUGAUCCAUGAAUUUCAGUUUCCCUUAAAUAACUUUUAAUUGGUUCGUUUCUCGUAAAUACUUUGUUCCGAGCACUUUUAGAACUAUCAACGACGCAUAUUUUUUCCAAAGAGCUCAAAGUUCUAACUCUCAAAGUUAAAAAGAUAUUGGCAUUUUUCUUCGAAAAAUCACUUUUUUUUUUUUUAAGUCAUAUCUCAAAAAGGAGCAAAUGGAUUUUCAAUCUCUCGGUUGCAUUGUAAAGAUCGUACUCUGUUCUAUUCAUGGUGAAAAAACUGCAGGUACCUUUUUUGUUUAAAACUUUUUAUUAAAUUUUGAACAUAUGAUUUUUUUCAUGGAAAUGCAGUUGUAACUUGAAAAAUCGAUGAGAUACAAACUUGGCGUCUUCGACAAAAUUGUGAGUUUUUGGCUGCUCUAAAAGUGCCCAGAACAAAGUAUUGCAAAAAAAUAAACACAUAAAAUUAUAUUGAAUAAAAACCGAUUUUCAGAUGGAAAGCGGAACAAUUUCAGCAAACUCGACUAGUCUUUGUUAGAUAGUGCUUCUUGAGAUUUGUGCGUCUGAAGUUUUAAUGCACUGUUGAAGCGGGAUUUCAAGACGUUUGUCCUUAAGUUGUGGAAUAGCUUUCAAGCUUGUUGCAAUUGAGCUUAGGGCUGUUUGGGACAAUCACAGAAAUCAGCUGAUUUUCUCGUUACCACACGAAUAGAGAUCGUAGCAGGCUGUGCGCGCGAGCGGCAGCUUUUUAAAACUGUCACGCGUUUACUUCGCUCUCCGUGUUGUUUUGAAUAUGUCCGGCCGAGUUGAGAAUCGUCUGGUGGUACUGUGCUUUCCACAAAUUUACCUCGGAAAAUGCUGGCAAAUUGAUCUUCGUUUCGCGUACCUGACGAUUCAUCAGAUCACGUAGUGUUGAGUAUGAUAAUUUGUGAUUGUUGUGAGAGGUUGUCUUAUUCGCAUCGGAGUGCCGGGAUACAUCUUCAUUUUCGCGUGAUUUCCAAAUGAUUUUUGGUGAUAUUGCCAAGGGCGUAGCCAGCUUUUAGGUGAGGGGGGGGGGGGAGGUGCAAGCACCCUUAGUAAAUUUGUACCUACUAGCUUUUAUAACUAAACGCAAUACGAGGAAAUUGAAUAUAAUAACAUUAUAUUCCAAAAGCAUUAUUUAACCCUUCAGCAGUCACGCUUUUGUAUUUUUUACAACAACUACAACUGGAUGACUAAGGAUUUUUAUUUACUCGUGCAUUAUUUUAGUCUGAUUGUUUUUUGUUAUUGUCUACAAUACAUUCAUAAGACAUUGUAGCUGAACUCUUUCUGAAAUAACGAACUCUUUUGAGGACUAACCUAGAAUUUCCUGGUUCCUGUAUGCGUUCUAUUAAAAUUAUCUUCCAACACUAUUCGUUGGAGGAAUUCCUCCAAAAAUUCUUGAACUAAUUAAAAAAAAUCAUCUGGUUAUCCUGGUGAACUUUUUGGGCACACCCCUGAAAAGAUGAUUGAUGGAUUUCUGAUAACUCCGAAAGAACUCCAGAAUGAAUUUUUGAAGAGAACUUGAGAGGAAUUUCUGAAGAAACCACUUGAGGAAUCCCUGGAUGAACCCCUGGAGCAAUUCCUACAGAAAUGCCUGGUGGAAGCCCUGGAAGAAUUUCUGAAUGUAUGUCAGGAGGAAUUCAUAGAGAAAUUUCUGAAGUAAUGUCAUGAGGAAAUCCUAGAAGAAAUCCUAGAUAAAUUUCUGAAGGAUUCCUUGAAGGAAAUUCUGGAGGAAUUCCUGGAGGAAUCCGUCCGGAUAUUGUCCAGAAGAUGGGCUAGAUCUCGCCCGAAACCGGUCGACAAAAGGUGAUUUUUUUAAUCUUUUCUUGACGAAUGUAAGAACGAUAAGUGUUGUCUUGUGUCGCGUCGUGUAUUGUGUGUGCCCUGGAGGAAUCCAUGGAGAAACUUCUGAAAAAAUUCCUGGUGUAAUCCCUGGAAAAUCUCCUGGAGAAAUUUCCAGAGAAAUUUCUCUGGGAGGAAUUCCUGGAAAAAAUAUGAAAAAAAAACCUUUGAGAAAUUCUAGGAGGAUUUCCUGGAAGAAUCCUUGGAGGAAUCUCUGGGAAUAUCUCUGGAGAAGCCGCGGAGAAAUCCCUCGAUGAACCCCUGAAGCAAUUUCUGAAUGAAUCUCUGGAGGAAUUCCUGGAGAAAUGCCUGGAGGAAUCCCUGAAAAAUUCUUGAAAGUAUUCCUGAAGAAUUUUCCGGAAGAAUCUUUGAAGAAAACCCUAGAGGAUUUCCUAAAAGAACUACUAACAUAAUUUCUGAAGGAUGUUCAGGAGCAAUUUCUGAAGAAAUUCCUGGGGUAAUUCAUGGAGGAAUUCCUGAAGGAGUUCGUGGAGAAAUUCUCUAAUAAAAUCCUGAAAGAAAGGGAAUUGCUGGAGGAAUCUCUAGAGAAAUUCUUGAAAGAAUUACUGGAUGAAUUUCUAGAGGAAUCUCCUGAGGAAUUCUGAGGAAUUCUGGGUGAUAUUAUUUUUCUAUUUCUGAAAAUAAAACCCCUUGAGAAAUUCCUGUAGGAAUUUCUAGCGGAAUUUCUGGAGGAAUUCCUGGAGAAAUCCUCCAAGGAAUUCCUGAAGGAAUCCCUGGGGGAGUCCUUGAAGAAAUUUGUGGAGAAAUCCCUGGUGGAAUCCCUGCAAAAUUCCUGAAGGUAUUCCUGGAGAAUUUCCUGGAAAAAUCCUUGGAGCAACUUCUGGAUUUCUGAAGGAAUCUUCGAAGGAUUUCCUGGAGGAAUCCCUGGGAAAAUCCCUGGAGAAAUUUGUGGAGAUAUCGCUGGGGGAAUUCCUGAAGCAAUUUCUGGAUGAAUCUCUGGAGUAAUUCCUGGAGUAAUGUCUGCAGGAAUCACUGAAAAAUCCCUGAAAGUAUUCCUGGAGAACUUCCUGGAAGAACCUCUGAAAAAAUCCCCUGAGGAUUUUCUGGAAAAAAUCCUAGAGAAAUUGCUGACAUUAUUUCUGAAAAAUGUCCAGCAGCAAUUCCUGGAAAAAUUUCUUGGGGAAUUCCUGGGGUAAUUCCUGGAGGAAUUUCUGGAGGAGUUCCUGGAGAAAUUCCUGGAAAAAAUCUUGAGGAACGGCUGUAAAAACGGCUGCAGGAAUCUCUAGAGGAAUUCAUGAAAGAAUUACUGGAUGAAUUACUAGAGAAUGUCCAGAUAAAUUCUGGAGAUUUAUAUUUCUAUUAUUUUACUAUUUCUGAAAAAAUCCUUUGAAAUGAUCCUGGAGGAAUUCCUAGAGAUAUCCUCGAAUGAAUGCCUGGAGGAAUCCCUGGGGGAAUCCCUGUGAAAUUUGUGAAGAAAUCCCUGGAGGAAUCUCUGGAGGAAUUCAUGAAGGAAUCCCUGAAAAAUUUCCGAAGGUAUUCCUAGAGAAUUACCUGGAAGAAUUUCUGAAGAAAUCCCUAGACAAUUUGCCUGAAAAAUCCAUGGAGGAUUUCCUGGAGGAAUCCCAGGGAAAAUCGCUGGAGGAAUUCGUGGAGAAAUCCCUGGAGGAAUCCCUGAAGCAAUUCAUGAAGGAAUCUCAGGAGAAAUUCCUGGAGAAAUGCCUGGAGGGAAUCCCUGCGAAAUUCUUCAGAGUAUUCCUGGAGAAUUUCCUGGAAGAAUUUCUGAAAAAUCCCCAGAAGUUUUUCUUAAAAAAUUUCUGGAGAAAUUGCUGAAGGAUGUCUAGGAGCAAUUCUUGGAUCAAUUCCUAGAGAAAUUGCUUAAGGAAUUCCUGGAGAAUUUCCUGGAGGAAUUCCUGGAGAAAUUCCUGGAUAAAAUCCUGGAGGAAUAACUGGAGGUUUUUCUUUGGGAAUUGCUGGAGGAAUCCUUGAAGGAACUUCUGGAGGAUUUCUUGCAACAAUUACUGGACGAAAUUCUGGGAGAAUCUCUAGAGAAACUCUGGGAGAAAUUUCUGAAAAAAAAAAUCCCGUGAGAAAUUCCUGGAGGAAUUUCUAGAGAAAUUUCUGGAGGAAUUCAUGGAGAAAUCCUCGAAGGAAUUCCUGAAGGAAUCCCGGGGGAAUCCUUGGAGGAAUCCGUGGAGUGAUUCGUGGAGAAAUCCCAGGAAAAAUCCCUGAAGAAGUUCAUGGAGCCAUUUUUAGGGGAGGAAUCCCUGCAGCCACUCCUGGAGGAAAAUCUGGAAGAAUUCCUGGAAAAAAUCUAUGUAGAAGGUUUUCCUAGAGAAAAUUCUGGAAGAAUUUCUGAAGGAAUCCCUGAAGGAUUUCUUGGAGAAAUUCCUGGAGGAAUUGCUGACAUAAUUUAUGGUGGAAUUCCUUGGAAUUCCUGAAUAAAUCCCAUGAGGAUUCCCGGACGAAAUCCCAUGAGGAAUUCCUUAGGAAAUCCUGGGAAAGCAAUGCGUAGUGUGGCUAGCAUAAGUUGAAACCGUUUUUGGAUUAAGUACGGAGUCAAGAAUCUGACUAUAUGGAAGCAUUUCGUCUUCGGCAAAGAUGAUCAGGACAUCAAGAGCUAACCAAUGAUGAAUCAGUUGAUUCUAGGUAUAUCCGCUAGGUGGCGCUGCUAGUGUGUCGUAGAAAUUUUAAACAUCUGUAUUUUCUUGAUCCACCUUAAGUUUAUUCAGAGAAAUUGUGUUUAAAUCGGUGUAGAAUUAACUUUAUGUUAAAAUACACAUUGAUAAAAAGGUACAUUUCAAAGCUACGUAAUUUUUAGCUAAUUUGCAUAUACAUAGUUCAGUUUUAAAUUUCUUCAAAAAUAUUAUCUAUUAUAAUUUACAUGUGCAUUCGAAAACGGGCUUUAUUUAUAGCAACAACUUAAAUAGUAGAAGACCAUAUUUAUCUAAAAUUCUUUCGGAGGAACUGAAUGCAUUUUUCCUCGUGAAUCUGAAUUCUGAACCAUUGUACAAUGUACACGCGAAAAAAUCCGUUAUGAUAAACGUGAACAAACAAAUGCAAAUAUGAGAACAAGCAAAUAUACACCGUGAACUGGAACUAGUUCCAGCUGUCAAGUUCACGUAUAUCGGAACGGAUUUUUUUGCGUGUCAUAUAUUUCUGUAACACUUUCCGUGUUAUUCUAUCCUUAGUUAGAGUCCGCUUUCUCAUUGACCGGAAUUUGUUAAUGAGAAGGCACUCAUACUAUUACUACUAUUAUAGCAAUGUUGGUAGAGCUCAGCGAGUAACAUGUAAAAAUGUGCAAGCCAAGACAAUUCCACUGGAUAAUUUUCACAUUUCAAUUCAGCCUGCCAAAUUGAAAAUAACGCGGGACGGAAACAAUGAAGCACGGGUUGCUCGCUUAAUUUCAAACUGUGUAGUUCUGAAAGUGAACAGUGAAGACUCCUCUUAAAAACACGAAUUUUGUCGACUGUAGCAGUUUUUCUGAGGAGUAAACAUUGAAGCAUCCUCUCGAAUUUUCAAGAUCACAAAUGGGAAAUACCAAGCAUUGCGUUGUGAUUUCAUCAGUUGAUCAAUCACUCAUGAUUUUGAAUUUAUUUUUUCCCAUUGUAUGUACGAAGUAAGCGUUACACAUUUUCACAGGAACAGGAUAAGACUUAAUUUAAAUACUAUGACAAUAUCAAGCUUAAGAUUAGGCUUUGUCCGAGUGAUAGUGUAAUACCAGGAUGUUGACGAAACGAAAAAGGGUGUGAACGGUGGCCUCGGCUCAACAAUGAUCCACCCUAGAACCCGCAAAGCCCUGCUUAUCACAUCGUCACUUCAGGCGAAAAAAUGUCGUUGAAAAAUAUAGCUUCUGCUAAACAAAUUAAAACCAAUGUAGCCGUAAGUAAACGCAGUUACUCACGCUGCAAGAUAAAUUAUAGCCAGCAUGACACGGUUAUGAUUGUAAAUUAGAUCUCGCGCAAACAAACCACCUCACGCGCACAUAUCGCACGUAUCGCGCCUUGACAACUGAGGUCACUCGACACAGCGCCUAAAGCAAGCAUCGUCGCUUUAGAGAUGGAAUGCUCCAAAGAUCCAAUUCAAAUAUUGAUCCAAAUCUCGGGCAUUCUUCGAUUUCCAGUACCAAUAAUGGCACUUAUGAACUUUCAGCGCAACAACUAUUUGCGUGUUUCCAUGGGCAAUCUACAUACAAUCCAAUUCAACUUAGGAGGCUGUGACGACGACGACGACGUGUUACUAUCACCCGCUCGACAUAGCUUGAGGAUAAAUCAAUUAUCACCGUUUCAAAAUAAUCGCAAACGACCACAAACAUCGUGCGAAGUUGCUUCUCUGUAUUAUCGUUGGAGACGGGAGUGCGAUAGCUACAGAGUAUUGGAAAAUUGUCCGUACGGUUACAUCAACUAUCCUAUAUGCUUCCAUAUCGCAUCAUAUGUUCCACACCAACAAUAACAAACCCUAGUGGGCUCGAAACAGGCACCAUACGUCAUGAUUUCGAGAAAAACAUAUACAUACACCAUGAGAAGGGCCAUGAAAUUAUAACGCGAUGUCAUCGUUUUCGAUUUUUUGUUGUGGAAAAGCGGCUUGUUGGGCCUGGAAUCAUGAAUUAUGUUCAUGAAUACAUAGCCAUACGUCAUGAAUCCAGUAUCUGUCAUUAAUGAUUAAAAUUUCUAUUGUCUAAGAGUGCCAUGUUGGGUUUGCGGAUUGCCCGGUAUGUUUUGACUAAGAUGGAAGUAAGCAAGUUUGAGCAACACUUGGAGUGCCCCACUGUAUUUGUUUUGAUUCAUGAUUUGCGGUAUCUCAGUCAAGUAAUUAUAUUUAUGAAAACGUGAAUAGUUUUGUUGCAACGCUUUCGACAGCAAGUUUGACAAUCGUGAUGUUUUUUUCAAUGAUCAUGAUCAUGAUCACAUAAAUUCGUGUCAUGAUAACAUGAAUUCGAGUCAUGAUAACAUGAAUUAUAUUACGCAUCCCAGAUGUUAUGUCCCGUUUGAGCAACUUCUCAACAUACUGUAGUUUCCAACUACAUAUUUGCCCACAAACACAGCAAACACAAUCACCGAAGCUAUGUGUGCGCGUCUGGAAGUGAAAUCGAUCACGACCUAGCUCUCAGCAUAGUAUGCGCAGAAGUUUAGAGCAGUAGGCAAAAUAAUAGCGAUCGCACUAGCACCUCCUCCUCCUGGCCUGGGCGGAAGCCGUAUAGCCAAAUAUCAUCACCGGCCGGGGCCACGUCAAACGCGGGCUUCACUGUUGUCUGUCCCAAUCCUAAGUGAUACUGUACACAUGUCAUUUUUUUUGUAUUGCCCCAUGGGCCUCUGACUCGCGGCAGCUCGUCAAGAUUAACCGUCCUCCUAAACCGGGCGCGCAUUGUGUUAUCAUCAUGAUAAUUGAAGCUGAAUAUACCCGCCUUCACUGCUUGCUCGCUCGCUUAGCCCCACCGCCAAAACUAGACGCAGUAGGCGGAUGGAAGGAGACCCCUCUGGGCCUACUCCGAUUUGAUGCUUGCCUAGUGCUGCUCACGGAUGACAACGCGGGCGCGGCGGACACCCGAAGGAGAACUGGAUUAAUUUUUCAACAAAACGUUUAUUUGGAGAUGCUGAUGCUGACGAGAGGAGACGACAGCAAUGACAUUGCCAUUACGGGUGGUGACGACGAAAACGACGUGGCGUGACAUGGUCGAAAUCGACCAGCAGAGAGUGGUAACCGAGCUAGAACGACAUCGAGAUUUUAAAAGCUUGCUAGGAUUGGGAAACUUCCAUGAAGCUUGGGUUGUAGCAUGGCAUCCUUUGAUCAUCACAAGAUUAUCUCAGAAUGUGUAAGAAGCACAUAUUCCCCAUUUCUCAAAAUUCUUUAAUCUCUUGAGGUAUUUUUGUUUACCCUUUGAAAACUUUUUCGGUACUUUCUCUAAAAUUGAUACGAUCCAUUUGGAAUAUUUUUGGUAAUUCAUUCGAAAAAUUUCCAUGCAGUUCUUUUGCAAACGUCUUUGGUCUUUGCAAAAUUUGGAUUGUGGCAUAGCACUCUUUGAUCAUAUUAGGACGAUGACGUUUUGGACGGUGCUACGCCAUCUUCAGCGAAUGAAAAAGAGUUCGUUCUCCGAGGUUUUUUUCUUAAUAAUGAGAAAUCGCAUUUCUGUAUUUUUCUGCUAGCAGUAGGUAGGGUAUCGCGCUACUUGGGCGGUGAUUUUCUUCGUCUGUUAUUUUCGUCUGUUUUCCACUGUAACUCGGUCAAUUUUGAACCGAUUGACUUGAAAUUUUGUACACGGGUAGAUACUAUACCUAUCUCACCGCAUUCCAAGAAUUGUGUGAAUUGGUUCAAGAUUGACUGAGUUAUAGUGGAAAACAGACGAAUAUAGAAGCCACCGCCCAAGUAGCGCGAUUCCCUACCUGGAAACGCAUACGAGAGAGUCUAACCCGGUUCCGCGUUUUGCCGCAUGAAUUGUGACAUGCCGAACCGCAAAACGGUUGGUGUCCCUAGGCCAUUCGGUAGUUUUUCCAUAAAAAAAGUGUUUAUUAAUAAGUUUGGCUCGUGUUUUACGGGAUUUUUUCGCGUAUUCGUUUAUUACGUUCACACUAUCAGUGAUUUGAGAGUGGUUCCACCAGAAUCUAACACACUCAUCAUUUCGUGAGUGAGGAAAGUUUAGUAUGUUCCAAUGAUGACUGACUGCUGUUAACAUAGUAAGCAUUGAAUCUGUAACCCUUCAACAAAUCAUUCUUUGUUAGUAUAGGGCACUGCACUGUUUUGAUUUUGUAUGAGAUUUUGACGUUUCUUGGCCUUGUUGUUAACAAAAUUUCUAUAAGAGUGAAACAGAAGGAGAUAAUUCCAUGCAGUGCCCUAUGAUCCGGCGCUUUUCAUUCUAUCAGGUUAUGGGCCCAGGAUAGCUCUUACCGACUGGUGUAGCCUAGUAACCGUCCAAACAACAAGCCGAAAAGUGAAAAUUAAUGUUUGACCAGCGUGUUCUGUUCAGCAGUGCGUCUCAUCAACCCCUGGAGAAGCUGAAGGGCUGUGACGACUACUCAGCGUGGGCGUUCGGAAUGCGGAUGGCGAAGAUCAUGGAGACGAGCUGUGAAUUCCCCGGACGACGUGCAGAUCAGCGAGGAUGUGUCGGACCGUGCUUUGGCGAUAAUUUAUCUCAGUAUUGAGAGGUAUAACUAUAGCCUCGUUCAAAAUGUCCGAACAUCCAAACAAGUUUGGCACAGCCUUCGGACCGCUUUCCAGGACGACCUAGAUGCUGAUGUGGAAGUGAGUGCUGUGGCACCUUAACGUGGACAGCGUGAAUCGAUUACCUGGCAUGGGCACCCUGUGUCCCUUGCAUGGAGGCGAUGCAUCAGAGGUUACCGUUCAAAUCCGGUGGUACGGAAACAGCGAUCUUCUCGAGAUCGUGCAUUCGGACGUGUGUGAAGCCAACCUCCAAGCCUUCCCUUGGGGGUGAACAAGUGUUUCCUCACCUUUAUUGAUGAUGCGAGCAGGAUGACCUUCAUCUAUUUUCAGAAGGCCAAGAAGGAGUAGUUCUAGGCCUACUCUGAAACCCAGACUGGGAAGAAGCUGAAGUGUCUGCGAACCGACAACGGUGGCGAAUAUACCGGUAAGCAAUUCGAGGAUUUUCUCAAGUCGAAUGGUUUUCAUCACGAAACGACCGUGCCUCACAAUCCGAAGCAAAAUUGGUUGGCUCAGCGCAUGAACCGGACAAUUCAGUAGCGAGCUAGAAGUCUGCUGUUUGACGGCAAGUUGGACAAACGAUUUGGGGCGGAAGCGAUAGCCGUUCACUUAAUCAAUCGGUCACCGACGAAAGGUAACUCCGUCACCCCUUUCGAGAAGAUUGCGGUAUGGAAAGCGGAUCUUUCCAGUCUACGAGUCUUCGAGUCCAGACAGAGCCGUGUGUCCUGAUCGGCUAUUCGGAGUGCUCCAAGGCUCCUCUCGCAUUAUUCUCAGUAUCCUACGAUGAGGCGCAGCGGGAGGGAACUUGAACAGUACUGCGCACCCGUCACACUCGAAGGAAGUAGCUGUUGGAGUGCAACACACAACUGGGAACAGCAUUAAGCCAGGACGACUGGGACCGAUGGAUUGAGGCAAUAGGGGCAGAAUUCGAUGCGUUUAGCGCGAACAAGACGUGGUGUCUGGUGGAACCGCCGAAGGUACGGAAAGCUCCGGAUAACAAGUGGAUCUUCAAGGUCAAAGUCAAUUCGGACGGCACCAUCGAACGUUACUAGGCAAGACUUGUGAUAAAAGGAUUCUCGCAAGUGAAAGGAGUGGACUACAGCGAGACGUAUUCUCCCGUUGUCCGCUGCGCCACAUCUCUACCGCUGGUCAUUCUACUGAACCUCUUCGUGUACCAGGUGGACGCUAUCACGGCAUUCUUCCAAGGUGAUCUGACUAGAUAUACAAGGAGUAUGGAACAUCAAACUGGACCAGAAGCUCAAGCGGAUGGGGCUGAAGCGCACGUGUCGUACGUUCGUGUAUUACAAGAUGAAAAGUGGCAAGAUCAUCAACCUUUCUACGUUGACGACUUUCUUUUGUACUCCAACGAUCAUGGUUUGAUCGACGAUGUGAAGCAGAAGUUGUGAGAUGAAUGAUGAAGGACCUAGGCCAAACCAAGCAGAUUCUGGGUUUGCGUGUUACCAAAACAGAAAAAAAAAUUGUGUACAUAUUUUGAGUUUGGAUUUAUAUUUACCAUAGUAUCCUACGCAAAGUAUCAAAACACUUCACUCUCUACCUACCGACUAUAACUCAUUGCACAGAGUCGCAAAGGAGAUUCCACUCAGAACAGAGUACGUAAUCCAAUAAUUUAUGGAAGAAAAAUUUGAUCACUCACGCCUCGCAGCCUGCGGCGCUGGCACUUCCUCCACUCUUUCCCGGAUACGUUCAUCAAAGCAGGCCAGAUAACGGCCUUGAUAGAGAUGUCGUGCCGGCGCGGAGCAUGAUUUAUAUUUACAGUGUCGCGCAGUUUGAUUGGAUUGGAAUCCGUUCACGACCAAGACACGCCGCCUGCCGUGCAAGGCUAUGGGUACUGCCUAGUGGAAGACGGCAGCACCGGUUAUCAGGCAUCCGCUCGAAUUACGUCUAAUUCAUAUGACCGGCGUGACGUUCGUCACUUGGCUAUCAAAGAACACCUACCUACCUACCUACGUCCUAGGCAAUACCUGCGCGGUUGUUUCCACGAUGACUAACCGAACCGAGGGCACGUGACAAUGAGCGCGUGAGAUACGACACUUGUCAGGUGUAUUUCUUUUUUUUCGGGGUGGAAGCUCUCUAAGCUAUUGUUUCGGUGUGACGCCACUUUACAACGGUGUAAAUCUUCCGCGCUGAAACACGCUUAGAGAACAUCCCAAGAAAGCCCUGCGCGUAAUCAUAGCAGGCACCGGGAAGUGUAUUUUUAUGCUGGAAGAAUGCGCCCGCUUUAUCUUAUCAAAGCAAGCGGACAUUGAUUGGGUGUGCUGGAGGGAAGAGGGGUGGUCGGAUUGCCGAAUGAAAACAAACAUACCCCGACCGAGCGAACCACGAGAUUUUGACGUCGUCCUAUCUGUGGCAGAGGAAUUAGUCGCGGGCGCGGCGGGUCAGCAACAAGAAGUUACUUGCGACCGGUGCUGAAAAAGGCAUUUCGACAUAUCUAAAUACGACCGCAUCCAGCUUAUUUUAGAGGCUCAACCUGAGAAUAUGGUAUAUGAAAAACUGAAUAUGGUAUAUGAAAAACCAGUUCUGCAAGGAAGUCACGGAAAACCGCUCUUUAUUGAAUAUUUAGGGUAAAAGUCACGGACUACCUUCGAAAAAUGCCAAUUGAUAUUCACCAUGAAUAUCAUUGGCAUUUUUCGAAGGUUGUCCGUGACAUUUAUCUUAAAUAUUCGAAAAAGAUCCAUUUUUCCGCGACUUUCUUGUAGAACCCGUCUAGCCCCACAAGUUUUUCAUAUACCAUAUUUUAAGGUUGAGCUUCUAAAAUAAGCUGAAUGUGGUUGAAUUGAGAUAUGUAAAAAUGACAUUUUCAGCACUGCUUGCGACAUUGCUAGUCCACAAUCGGAUGUACAAUGUGACAAUUUGUCACUACAAGUGGACAUUCUGUCAUUUGCAGCAGAGCAAUCGUUCAGCAAAAAUGGUUGUUUAUCUUUUCCAUACAUUUUUGACAAUUACUGAAAUUCUUAAGAGUCGAUUACCGAAACUACCGAAAUAGUUCUGCUGUUCAAACUCUGGGGUUUUAGAAGUUAUUGUCUGCGUCCUCAUUAAGCCUGAUCGGAUUCAAGAAAUUUUCUCGAAGUAUGAGCAUCCUAACAGUUAUCGGCUAAAGGGAGGAAUAUUAGUGUGCAGCCAAUCGUAAAACCGUUAUCACCUCUGACUCCAGGUAGUGCUUCUUGAUUCGCACGUAUAUUACAGCACCGCAUCGCCUACUUCGCUGCGGCCGGCGCCGACUUAAAUGUCACACUGUGUAAAUAUUUUUAUCCCAUAGCAGUUGGCUGGUUUGGAUAUUGCAAUCAACAACAGCCAGAAAGCAUGAAAGGCUGUGGGUUUGCUUGCGCUGCUCAUGGGAGACGAGUCGUUGGCAGCUGAAGUGUGUUUACUAACAAACACCCACCGCACACCAUACUCAUUCACUCUCGAUAUCAACGAAGUGAAGUACCGCCGGCUGACUGACCGGCACGGCACGAUGAUACCCUUCUACCAACAAUUAAAAGUUGAAUUGUAAAUUUUUCGCAACGCGCAUCUUAAUCGCUUCAUUGACUAUCAUCGGUGGAGAUGGUGGCCAAGGAGUCACGUUUUUCCCGCCUCUCUCUCUCCGGGUAUAAUUCGGACACUUCGAAAAGAAGUGAUAAAACCGACGACGAGGAUUCCUAGAAACUACUGCGAGCCGCUUCUUCAAGAAAUAAGAAUCGGCAGCCGCCGGCAUAACCGUUAAUUGCUUGUAAAUUGUAACAAUUGAUUGUAUAGAAGAGACCUAAUCCAGUCGAUUGAAGUCGAUUGGUAAUUGACUACAACAACCGAAAGGGAGGGCGGCGGCAUCCAAGUAGGCUUACUGCUGGUUGUUGGUGUGUAGUAAACAUGAUCAUCGUAGUUGGCUUUGGAUUGAAGUAUGUAUUUGAAGUAGUUUUUCUAACGUUGGGCAGCAGCAGCGGGGAUACCCGCAGUUCGAUUGCUGUGAGUUCCCAGAUGACAAGGGGGAAUUGGUUUUGAAUACUCGUCGUGCAAAGUAGGCUUACUGCACGUGAGUGGGAAAACUAGACGGUUUAUUCAAAAGAGGUGAUUUUAGUAUUUGUUCAUUGUCUGAGAGGCGUAACAGUAGCACUAAGCACUAGCGAGUGCAGGAUUUUGUGUUGCCUUUUUUGCCCGUUACCAAAGCACAGAGAUUUUGGGCAAAUCACUGGCUCUCAUACCAGAUUGACUCAAUCCUCUAACAAUCGAGACCAGGACACGUUCUUCCGACCUGGGUUCCUGAUUUUCACUUUGCAUCUUUAUUCGCAUUGGAAGCCAUGCGGUAUUCAUCACCAUUUUUUUCAUUCGCUUCCGAUACUAAUUGCGAACGAACAGCAACGAACAACAAUGCCAAACGGAUGGGGCAUCGCAUCACACUUGCGAUGAGGUUGAGUGAUUAAUUCAGGACAACCCGUUUGCUGCAUUUUUCUCGACUCACCUCAGCAAAGAUGAGUGAGUAUGUUGUGAGAGUGAGUUAUGUGAGUGAGAGGUCUACAUGAAAAUCUACAUUUAAAAUCUAGAGGAUUUCCUGAAUGAAUUCACAACGUAUACAAAACUCUGUAGAACAAGCUGUAGAAUGAAGAGUUCAAAAUUGCUAGCGGAUUGUUAUUGCUUUCAGAAAUACUAGAAAAUAUUGGAAGAAUUUCUAGCAUUCCGAAGGUUAGACUUAGCCUCAUUUCUUUAAAAAAAAAAGAAGACAAUUCACACGGUCUUCAGCCAGAGGCUGCACAGACUGAACACAAUUACUUACACAAGACAACGGAUAACACACAGAACACCCAGUGGCUCAGUGAUAAAUUUUUCGCUUGACGAACAUUUUCCAUCGACUGGAGCGGGAAUCGUCCCCACACUCGAUACACCUAGACGACUGCCGCCGCUAACCGCACGGCCACGAAGCCCGCAACGAAAUAUGGUUGAGUUUUCUAGAGAUUUUCUGCCUCAGUAGAGAAUGAAAUUUAUGGCUGGAUUCCUGACAAAACUUAGCUUCACAUUCGUUAGAGAUCAUCAAGGAUCAUCAAGGAUUUUUGCAUAAUUAUAUUCAAUAGUUUUUCAUGCGUUAAUUCCCAAAAAUCAUGAAACUCUUCCAGAAAUGACUAGAAUUACGCUUGAAAGCAGUUUUCGCAGCGAUCAAGCUGUUUUCUGGACGAUUUUCUCACGAAAUUUGGGCUUUGAAUUGCUUUGGAAAUUCCUUCAGCAAUUUCUGUGAAAGCUUUGCAAAAAGCUAUAGUCCGGGAGUUAGAAGGUGAUAGCUCUAUUGCAGAUUCAGAGACCCAUUUCAGAAUGGCUGGAGAGACACGUCCAUUCAGAAGACACUUUCACUUGCAAUAAGCCCCGCAUGUGUACAUUACCGUUAUCAUUUGGAUAAUGAUAAUGCAAACACACUUCCUGAUUUAAAAAAAUCUUCGAAACUGGCGCGUAUUUAGUUAAUUUUGAUGUAGGAAUAGUAAUCAGAACAUUCUCACCGGAAUCCAUCCAAGGUAGCGCUGCCAUCACCAUGGGAACGUCUUCAAUGCGCAGUCAGGUUUUCUCCUCAUCUCGCCACCGUUGCGCAUGCACCGUGACAUGCAGUCAGUCAUCAUUUGAACACACGUCACUUUAGAUCCCACGCAAUUAUGAAUGUUAAAUCACACGGGAUGAUUCUGUAAUCACUCGCGAAUCACUGAUGGCAUGGUGUUCUACGUGAAAACGCGAAGUAUGCGGCACAUUCCUACACUUCCGAAGUGAAUGUCAGCACCGUUUGCGAACCCGAACUACUUUAGCAGCAGCAUUCAAACACACAUACAAUUUUUGAAACAUCUCGCUAUUGCCCGAUUCGUAUUGAAAUUAUUAAAUUUUGCGAAAUCAAUCAAUCCAUUUCUAUCUAAUAAAAAAUCACCGAACAAGCACUCUUUCACGCGCUGAAGCUAUCCGGAUGGCGUAGCACCGGCCAAACCCUCAGCAGAAUCACAAAAAAUUGGCGAAAGCGAAAGAAACGUGACGAGCAAAACAAAACACGUCUGCACGCGGCUACGCCUACUGCGCUUCUCAACUUUUUUUGGAUGCUGCAUAUUUGCUGCAAAACUUUUUUGAGAUUUUAUACGUAAGCCCGGUUUCGAGUUCAACAGGAAUCGCUCAAGAAACUUCUUGAGCGAUUCCUGGCAGGAGCUUUCUACGUUGACUGCCAUUUGAACUAUCAUUUCUUCGCAACUGCGUACUGCGAUCGAAGAAAAAACGGUUUCUUGAGUGAUUCAUGCAAGAAAUUUCCCAUGCAUCAAGAUAGGCUAAGAAAUUCCUUUUGAUCUUUAUGAUGAACAGUGUGCUUAUAUUCAUUAAAAGGUGCUGAUCAUAAGUAGCUAUUAACAAAAUUUUAGGGUAUAAUAAAUUGUUACAGAACAAACAAGCGUUCGUCAUUCUUAUAUCUUUUAGCAAAUGCACGUUUGGUGAAAUGAUUCAAUGACUUGACACCGUUUAACCCCAAUUAGAUGUACGGUUAUCAGUGUUGUAAUGAAGCAAUUUCGGGCGGUUCUUAUGUGACUCAUCAGGUUUUCAAAUAUGGGAAGCCUCAUCAAAACCUAUAGUUGAAGCCCCGUUCCAAAGGCCACAUCAUAAUCCACAGAAACAGUCAUCAAUGGAUGGCGACCGAACCGAACUGUGUAAUUUCGAAGCCACGCACAAACCUACAAACUCCGAUCGUUAUUGCACCCCGGCGCAAAAAUUCAGAUUGCCAUUCAAUUACACACAUUAAAUGUAGAUUACUCACUGAUAGCAAUUUUCCGUUUUCGUUGCCAUGAUAAUGACAUCGGUACGGUGGUGUACGAUGUGGUAACCUAUGACUGACAAAAGCCUACUGCGUCGAUGAGCCCGGCCUGGCAAUCGGCAUGACACAGCUUCGUGUAUUGUGCAUUCGGGAGGAAAAUACGUGAACCGCUGCCAAGUUCUCCAAUUUUUCCUUGUCACGAGGCCCGGACCGAUAUCCAGAAUGUCUUCCCAAACGGUUGAUCGGCUAAUUUACUGUUGUUGUCGUUCUCAGUUCUCGUGCAGGGCACGAGAUUCACGUGCGCACAUGAAAAUCGCGUUUUUGCCAUUAGGGUGCUGCGGUGCAUGUGUUUCGCGUCACCACACUGCGCUGCGCUGCGCCAUGGUGGGACAGGAGAUGAUUGAUUUAUUGAGGGAAAAUGGCAGCAGAGAGCAACGCUACACCGGACAUGGAUAUUCAUUAGUGGCGACGAGGCUGGGGCGCACAUAGAAAUUGCACAAUAGAUCGCGCAGCAGAGGCAGCGAUCACAACAACAACAACAGCACGAUAGUUAUGUUUCAUUAUCGAUGAGGAAUGAGCGACAUGCGAGUCAUGCGGAUUCUGCAACUUGCAUUAUUUACCUUGCCACGUAGCAGCAGUUAGGCGUAGUAGUAGGCGGUGACGGCAGCGCGGUUUGACAGACGUUGAGGACGGGGUAAAUUUCUGGGAAGUUGUUAGCUUGAAGGUUGCUGCGCUUGGAGAAGCGCUUUGUUGACAUUUGAUCGGACUUUAAUUGACGGAGGAAAAGACAGUUCGGGGAGCUCAUGUUGAGUGGAUUAAUGUGAAACGAAUUAUUGCAGGGCCUUCUGUGAUAGGGCGUUUUGAAAAAUGCUAUUCAGGUGAUCACAGAGCUGUUUAUCUAGCACUUAGCUGCUUAGCAAUCCUGCGGGAAAGAAUGAUCUGACAGCUCACUUGGAUCGAUCGAUAGUAUAGAUUGAUAUCACUCAUUAUUGAUCGUAUUGAUCAUUUGUCGCGGUACCAUGGUUUGGAAGUGUCAAUUUCUUGAUUUUUGAAUUCAAAAUAGCCAUCUAUGCUCAUUUUUUUCCGAAGGCAGUGUUUAGUCAGGGUUGUCAUUUUAUAGCCAGUGAAAACUACUCCAUAACUUAACACUCAAACACUUAUAUUAGCGUAAAUUAACUGGAUUUGAACCGAUAAAAUUGGAAGUGACAUAUCUGCCGACUCAUUUUGAAGAGAAUUCUACGGGUGUUACUCAUUUACGAAUAACGAAGAUAUUAUACUGAACGAUAUGGCCUGUUUCGCACACCGUGAUGUGAAUAAAAGUUCAUCUUACCAAUAAUCACAGAGAGAAAAAGAUUACAAACGAAAUAUGUAUAUUAUCCAGUUGCAACGAUUUUGAGGAAAGAAGAAAUCCCAAAGAUAAGGAAACGUCAUGUUCUUAAGGUUGUAUAAAAUCCAUUAUUGUUUUGUUAAAUUUGAACAUCGAAUUUUAUUUGAUUUCUGUGUCGUUGAAUUGUGAGGUAGAAUGUCCCCUGCAGUCAUUCGUGCUCAAACUAUUAUUAUUUUCUGGUUUGUUUUACGUUCAGCUCAUACGACUACGCGUAUUUUGGUUGUACAGUUUUAGUAAAGUCUCGUUUUGUUUGUGCUACGCAUCUUGUUGUUGAAUAUAGUUAUAAUACAAAUAGACUUAGAAUAUAUGAAGGUAAUUGAUGAAAACCAGAAAAGAUUUUAGAAAAGACUAAAGAGAAAAAUACCUAACUAUAUAUAUGCGGAUAAAUGCAAUAAUAGUGUUAUUAUUUUAUUAAACUAUUAACUAUUAAUCGUAAGUAUUUUACUGAUAUAUAUGAGUAUAUAUAUAAAGUAUUGGUCUAUGUACAAAAGUUGUGAAGCAUUACAGAAGGAGUGCGAGUUACUAUUUGCAAUAAAACAAAUUAAGGAUCGUUGCUACAACCAUACAAAUCAAAACAAGAGUGAAGUUUAAAAAGAAAUACACUUACUUAACAAAACAAUGAAAGCAAAUAAACAAAAAGCAACAUCUAAUGAAAAAAAUGCAUAUUACUAAUAAAAUCUAAAGUAAAGGAAUCAGAUACAAUAAUUAACUUAUAGUUAUCAAUUGAACUUUUCAAAAGGUUAUUAAAUUAUUGCUAUUACAUGAAAUAUACUUAAAAGAAUGCAAGAACAAAUGUAUUAAUAUUUAACAUACGAUCAGAAACAUAAACAUAUUGAAGCAGUCACUUUACAAAAGACAACAAAAAAGACAAAAGCAAAUAUACACAAAAAUCAAAACUCAUGUUACGAAUCGAUGUUGUUUAAUGAAUCCACAUUUCCUUGAAAUUGCCAAUAAAGCUGAAUGGUUAGUACAUGAUCUUUGAUUCCGUUACUUACCCAACGCAGAACGUCGUAUUAUUAUAGGUGUGUUUCAUCAGCUAGUAGCGAAAUACAAACGAAGAGGAAAAUACCCAUACUGUAUAAGUUUGAAUAAGUCUCACGUUCACAAAACCCAUUUACAUAUUCACAUACCGUAAUCGAGAAAAGCUAUGCACGUUUCUGCGGAAAAAAAAAGAUAAAACCCAACAAACAGGAUAAAUUUAAAACCUAAACGCAAAACUAACGGUUAACGAGAAAAACUCAAAAGAAAAGUGAAAACGAAAGACGGAAAAUAGUCGCGUUAAAACAUUUACAAAACCACAUACACACAAACUUCAAAUGCAUCAGUUAAAAACGAAGCACUUACACAAAAACACACACACCCACAUAACUUGAUUGAGCAAAUAGACCAUUUAGUUGGCUGAGAGACUGCCGCCGGCACCCCGGGCAGAACAAAUGUGAACAAAACCCAUGAAACAUAUAUAGGAACAUAUUGUGAGAGAAAAAAUGCAGAAUAAAGAAAAAACAAGUUGAAACGAUGAAAAA